GCAUGGCACGCAUCCUCGUGAUUACCCCCACCGAGAUCACCACCAUGGGGAGCACCGUCAUGGAAGCUCCCAACUCUUUGGCUCGUACAUGCCCCACACCGUGACCUUAGGCUCCCUCGGCUCUGCCUAUUCUCGUCCAGCAGUCUUCCAGCCUAGCAAGCCAGGCCGAAAGACCUCUGCCUUCAGCGUGGCUCGUUCCCUCAGCACAGUGAACUUGCACCCCUCCGAGACCUCCAACAAAGUCUGUCCUCAGGACUCCUCCUCUAAGACCUCAGAAAGCUGCCCUGAAGAAGAUGGGCAUGUUCAGAAGCGCAAAGAUGGCCGAGCCCCACGGACCCACAAGAAGGUGCACUCUUCGGAUUUCUUGUAUUGGUUGUGGGAAAAAUUAAGCCACCUUAUUUGGGGCCUUCGGAGAAUGCUGAGGAAACUGGUUGACUCCCUGGCCCUUGAAACCUUCAUCAUCUUCAUCGUCUGCCUCAACACCAUCAUGCUUGUGGCGCAGACCUUCGCUGAAGUCGAGAUCCGGGGCGAUUUCUUCAUCAUGGUAAUGGGUGUGGUGGACUUCACGCUCAUACAGGUCAACUCUUCCUCCACGCGUGCGAUCCACAACCAAAGCAUCUUCCGCAUCUUCAAGGUCUUUAAGACCCUGCGAGCCUUGCGCGCGAUCCGAGUCCUUCGGAGGCUCAGAUUCCUGACCAACCUCCAGGAAGUGACCGGAACCCUGGCCCGGUCCUUGCCGUCCAUCACUGCCAUCCUCAUCCUCAUGUUUACCUGCCUCUUCCUGUUCUCUGUGGUACUCCGGGCACUGUUCCGCUACUCUGAUCCCAAACGCUUCCAGAACAUCUUCACCACCAUCUUCACCCUCUUCACCAUGCUCACCCUGGACGACUGGUCCCUCAUCUACCUAGACAGCCGGGCCAACGGAGCCUGGUACAUCAUCCCCAUUCUCAUGAUCUAUAUCAUCAUCCAGUACUUCAUCUUCCUCAACCUGGUGAUUGCUGUCCUGGUGGAUAACUUCCAGAUGGCGCUGCUCAAAGGCCUGGAGAAAGUGAAGCAGGAGAAGGCGGCUGAGCUCCAUGAAGAGCUGCUGGAUGACUCAGUGACAAAGCUGAUGGAAGCAGAGCCUAAAGAGGUGCUAAGUGAACACACUAUACAGAAGCAGCUCAUUGAGAAAAAAUUUGGAGCCCUGACUGAGAAGCAGCUGGAGACCCUGUUCCACUUCCUGCAGCUGGUGGCUGGUGUGGAGCAUUACCAGCUGAAAUUCCGCUCCCAGGCCGCUGUCAUCGAUGAGAUUGUGGACACCACAUUCGAGGCUGGAGAAGAGGACUUCAGAAAGUGACCCCCAGAGAGGCAGCCUGGGUCCAGACUUCAGCCUCUAGCUGCCUAUCCACCGACUCCGGCCAAGCCCCCAUAUCCGCUGGAAGGAUCACUGGGUCUGCAGGGGUGGGGGGCGGGGGGAGGCGGCCAAGAGAGUUUUGAAACCCCA
Molecule: messenger RNA, 1486 nt
Organism: Odocoileus virginianus texanus
Lineage: Eukaryota; Metazoa; Chordata; Mammalia; Artiodactyla; Cervidae
Gene: CATSPER1
Product: cation channel sperm associated 1
Biological process (GO): spermatogenesis; transmembrane transport; regulation of cilium beat frequency involved in ciliary motility
Cellular component (GO): membrane; CatSper complex
Molecular function (GO): calcium-activated cation channel activity; voltage-gated calcium channel activity
Source: RefSeq, a predicted model, not a curated record